AUGGUCACUCUUACGGCUAUCAACGACGAAAACGACCAGAAGCUCUUUGACGAGCAGGUUGCUGCUGCUGCCGCCGCCGAGGCCGCCGAGCAGGAGUACUCGGACGUUGGAUCUGACGACGAGGAUGCUGAGGAGGAUGAGGAUGAUGAGUUUGACAUUGAUGAGACCAUCUACGAGCGAGUGGUUGCUCUCAAGGACAUUGUUCCCCCUCAGCAUCGAGUUUUUGCCUCCAAGGCCGCCUCCACCAUCUACGACUGGGCCUCUGCUGGCUUUUCUUUCGGCGGUAAGGCCAUCUACAUCAUCACCUCUUCUUCUCUGUUGCUUGGUGUUCCUCUGGCUCUGUCCAUCAUGUCCGAGCAGCAGCUCAACGAGACGGAGGCCGAGAUGAAGCUGGCUCAGGGCUCUAACGACAUUGUUGCCCCCGGUGCUACCACUGCCGUGGCCCCCGCUGCCACCGCUUAA
Yarrowia lipolytica CLIB122 is the source of this 462-nucleotide messenger RNA. RefSeq lists its product as uncharacterized. Lineage: Eukaryota; Fungi; Ascomycota; Dipodascomycetes; Dipodascales. The record is from RefSeq and is a predicted model, not a curated record. Gene Ontology annotation, biological process: intracellular protein transport. Gene Ontology annotation, cellular component: mitochondrial outer membrane.